AUGCCUCUUCAAGAUGUUAUAGUUAUUUGGCUCGAUGGUACAUUUAAAGGCGGUAAUUAUCGAUCAAUGAGAAAUGAAUUCGAUGAAAAUAUUACUGGUUCAGCGCCGUCAUCGCCAUGUUCUGAUGAAAUUGAUGAUUUAAUUUGUAAUCAAACAAAACAAGAUCUAAUAAUAAAUGGAGUAUUAGUAUUCACUGUUAAAACAGUAGAAGAAGCAAUUGAAACAAUUGAAAUUUAUUCACAAGCAAGAGUAUUAUUCAUUUCAUCGGGUUCGCUAGGUAAAGAUAUUGUGCCAAAAAUAGUAGGUCGAUAUCCUCUGAUUCAUUCAUUUUAUAUAUUUUGUUUUAAAAUGUUUCUUCAUACUGAUUGGGCAUCAGAGUAUAUUGAUUGUCUCCAAAUGUUCGACCAUCCAAUUGAUUUACUUGUUCGUCUUAUGCGUGAUAUUUCGCUUUACUUUAUUGAACAAGGAAAAAUACAAUUGGAAUUUGAUGAGCCCGGAAACGCAUUAACAUAUUUUAAAUAUGCCUGGAAUCUUGAAACAAGAGCAAAUACAAGAGAUAAAGUUCCACCAAAUACUAAAAAUCAAGAAGGAUUUAUUAUGCAAUCAGAUUACCGUGCUAGUCUCAAUUUAUUGGAAGGUGACGACGGGCUCAUUCGUCAAGCUGAAAAAAGGCUUUAG
Messenger RNA from Rotaria socialis, 678 nucleotides. The record is from the annotation of a GenBank genome assembly. NCBI's taxonomy places the organism in Eukaryota, Metazoa, Rotifera, Eurotatoria, Philodinida, Philodinidae.